UGAGAAACACAUCCGUACGCGGUUCAAGAACACAACAGGUUCAGAAGAAACAAGAUGUUUCGUGGAGUGCUACUUCUGUUCCUGAGCGGCAUAACAACCGCACAAUUUCCUGUGUUAGGUGAUCAACAGCACCACGUGUCCAGUAUCACAGACUACCUGGAAGAAACGGAGACUUGUUACAAAUGUGAUGAUGAGGUGGCUAUCCUAAAGGAGGUCAUUGCCAACCAGUCCGCACUUCUAGCACAACAGGCCGGACAACUAGCACAACAGGCCGGACAUCUAGCACAACAGGCCGGACAUCUAGCACAACAGGCCGGACUCAUCUCAUCUCUGCAGAGUCAAAUGGACAGUGUUGUCGCACGGGUGGACAGUGCCGAGCAGUUCAUGAAUACAUGUAACGCACCGUCCAACUGCACUGAAGUAGCAGAGAGAAGUGGAAUCAACAACCAGGCAUUCUACGUCAUCGACCCUGAUGGACCAGAACGGGGGGUCCUGCCGAUGGUUGUUCAGUGUGAUGUUCAGGGAGAUAAAAUAAUCACCCUGAUUGGCCACGACAGUGAGGCACGGACACAUGUGAAUGGGUUUGAGAAUAGAGGUUCUUACUCAACAAGGAUGUGACGUACUGGAAUAGCAUGGACCAAGUGAGAGCUGUGGUGGACAAGUCAAGUCUCUGUAAACAGCACAUCAAGUAUGAAUGCCGCGGCUCGUUGAUCUCGUCGUACGAUAAUGGCCCACCCGCCUCCUGGUGGGUGACUUGGGAUGGUCGCCAGGCUGACUACUGGGGAGGUGCCAGUCCUGGGAGUGGGCAAUGUGCUUGUGGAGAAUCAGGCACAUGCUCUGGACCCUCGGACAAAUGCAACUGUGAUGCCAAUGAUUACACCUGGCGUGAGGAUUCUGGGUUCCUGUCCCAC
Molecule: messenger RNA, 911 nt
Organism: Branchiostoma floridae (Florida lancelet)
Lineage: Eukaryota; Metazoa; Chordata; Leptocardii; Amphioxiformes; Branchiostomatidae
Exons: 6
Coding region: 55-618 (187 amino acids)
Source: RefSeq, a predicted model, not a curated record